This is a messenger RNA of Tinamus guttatus (white-throated tinamou), 967 nucleotides long. It is a transcript of the gene CASP7, whose product is annotated as caspase 7. Gene Ontology annotation, cellular component: cytoplasm. The record is from RefSeq and is a predicted model, not a curated record. NCBI's taxonomy places the organism in Eukaryota, Metazoa, Chordata, Aves, Tinamiformes, Tinamidae. Gene Ontology annotation, molecular function: cysteine-type endopeptidase activity. Gene Ontology annotation, biological process: proteolysis; execution phase of apoptosis; apoptotic process.
AUGUCAGGACACCAGGAGACCAGUGUUGACUGUUCCACUCAAAAGAGAGGUGAGGUAGACCAAGGUGAUGUGAUUGAUGCAAGACCAGAUAGAAGUAGCAGAUUCUCACUUUUUGAAAGAAAAAGGAAGAAUGGAGAAGAGGAGCAGCCCAAGUCUUCUCUCAGUAAUCAGUACCGAAUUGUUACACCCACGUUCCAGUAUAACAUGGACUACAAGAAAGUUGGGAAGUGUAUUAUUAUAAACAACAAAAAUUUUGAGGAGAAAACAGGAAUGGGCACACGCAAUGGCACCGAUAAAGAUGCUGGAGAUCUGGCUAAGAGUUUUAGAAGUUUGGGUUUUGAGGUUUGCAUACACAAUGAUCGAAGCCGUGAUGAUAUGGAAAAAUUACUGAGGCAAGCUGCUGAGGAGGAUCAUGGUGAUGCUGCUUGUUUUGCCUGUAUCCUUCUAAGCCAUGGGGAAGAAGGCCUUAUCUAUGGCACAGAUGGACCCAUGGCAAUCAAAAGUCUGACUGCACUCUUCAGAGGAGACAAAUGUAAAAGCCUUAUAGGCAAACCCAAAUUAUUUUUCAUUCAGGCAUGCCGAGGCUCUGAAUUUGAUGAAGGGAUACAGACUGACUCUGGGCCUGCAAAUGACAAUCUGGAAACAGAUGCUAAUCCUAGAUACAAAAUUCCAGUAGAAGCAGAUUUUCUGUUUGCGUAUUCCACUGUGCCAGGUUAUUAUUCCUGGAGAAAUCCUGGAAGAGGCUCUUGGUUUGUGCAGUCUCUGUGCUCUGUCCUAAAUGAGCAUGGAAAACAACUGGAGAUCAUGCAGAUCCUCACGCGGGUCAACUACGUGGUGGCCACGAAUUUUGAGUCGCAGUCAGAUGACCCACGCUUCAGUGAGAAGAAGCAGAUUCCCUGCGUGGUCUCUAUGCUCACUAAAGAACUUUAUUUCUGAAAACAUUUUAAUGCAGCCAAUGGCAUGAGAU